AUUUCGUUCGCUUCUUGUCACUUGUGGUUCGCUUUUAGUAAAGCCUAGAAAGUUUGUUUUUUGCAUUAUAAUACACAAAAUUGAAAGAAGUGUGUAUAAAAUAUUUUUUUAAUUCUGCAAACUAUGAGUGGAGUAAAAGCAGAGUCUAAAACCAGUUCCCGUAUUGUCAUUUCAGUACAUAUUUGACUGUACAUUUGAUUAACGUUUGCUUUAUUUUUAUAGUUGAUUGAUCAAAUAUUUUGUAAAAAUUAUAUUACACAGUGAUACUUAAUCAAUACUCAACUAACUAUUGGUUAUUUAGAAAUGUUGGGAGUUGGAAUACUCUUUGUAAAUUAAAGCCUAUGUAAAAUAAACUAAGAAAUUGUUCACAGGUUAAUUGGGUUAACUUCGUCAAAAACACCAAAAUGACUCUAAAUUCAAUUAACAAAUUACAACAACAGCUUCAAAGCAUAUUAGGACCGGAGUACAACAGUUAUCUGGAGAAUAUGCAAGAUUGGUUUGGUCAACAGAUUACCAAAGAGUUUUUUGACGAACGAAUGGCCACGAUUCUCCAAGGGAGAGGCGCAUAUGAAGUACACAAUGAGAUGAUGAAGCUAAUAAUGUCCCAAUGUAACGGAAAUACUCCAACCCCUGCGCCGACACCCGUGGUCACAACUAACUUUAGUGGUCCUCGAAACCUGAUCGUUCCCACGAACUCGUUCAGCAUGGAAUUUGAAACGAUCGAACACCAGAAUGGGAAACGAUUUGUGAUUUACGAGUCUGCAGACGGGGAGGAUGACCUGACUCCAAAUCAAAGCUACAUCACAGUUAAUUUGGUGGAAGGUGAUGACUUACUCCCUUAUAUGAUGCGAGCCGAAGAGGUCGAGAAGGUCAAACCUAUCGUCCCAGUGGAUUGGCUCUUUAAUGUUGAUGUUGUCAAAGUUAAUGCGGAUGAAGCAAACCAAACUGCAUUUUCACCUCCAGAAAACUAUUCAAAAUUUGCAAUAGAGCAAGCUCCGACCGGAAUUAUCCGCAGUUCAGGAUUUUUACCUAGCACUACCUAUGGAUAUGAUAUUGCUGAUCGUCUAAAUAGAUUUCCUCAGCUCAGGGCACAUUUCAAACAUCAGUCGAAAGAUCAACCCUAUUUACCCGAUGGUUCUUCAAUUCAUGGCCGAUUUCUACUAAAGGCUUGGGAAUGUGGUUUGGAUGGAGGCGUAGACCCUAACGGUACUAAAUUGGUCCACGAAGCUGUGAAGGAACAUGUACGUAAAAUAAUUACUGAGAUGGUAAAACAAAGACGCUCAUUCAGAAUGCGGAACAACAAAAUUUGUCACUCCAUUGGAGCCCCUUAUCCAAACCCAUAUUUGCUUUGUUAUAAACAAGGUCAACACCUCCUGGAUUCUGCCUACUCUUCUGAAACGACCAGAAUGGCAGAUGUUAUGCAAGUGCCUACAAUGGUAUCCAAUGCCGAGGAACUAGAAAGAAUUGCAACACUGCAAAUAGCUUCUGCAGCUCCGUCAAAAAUUUGCAGAUUUCCAGCAACCAAAUCUACCUUGGCAGAUCUCUUAAAUGUCAUUGAGAACGAUCCUGGAAUUAUCCCAUACACAUCGCUCCGCUUCAAACUGCUUGGAGGCAUUGGCCAAAAGUAUAAAGGUUUCGCAGGAACUUUCUCUUACGACGAUGAUGACAAUGAUGACUACGACGAUCACAGUACCUUGCUACCCAUCUGCUCAUAUUAAAAUAAGCGUCGAAAAAAAUAAAUGUCUGAUCUCAACAUUUCAAGCUCA
This is a messenger RNA of Folsomia candida, 1766 nucleotides long. RefSeq lists its product as uncharacterized. The record is from RefSeq and is a predicted model, not a curated record. Gene Ontology annotation, molecular function: transcription coactivator activity. The transcript is spliced from 10 exons. Bases 405 to 1718 code for a protein of 437 amino acids. Gene Ontology annotation, cellular component: SAGA complex. Lineage: Eukaryota; Metazoa; Arthropoda; Collembola; Entomobryomorpha; Isotomidae. Gene Ontology annotation, biological process: regulation of transcription by RNA polymerase II.